GAUUCCAUUAUGAAUUGGGCAAAAGAAUUUGUUGAAAUAUUUUCAGAAUUUUCUCGAAGUGGUCUUCAAUUACCUAAGCUUCAUGCUUGGUGCUAUCAUAUGAUACCUGCAAUUCAAGAAUAUGGAUCAAUAAAUAGUAUGACCACGAAAACCUACGAAACUCUUCAUAAGAAUUAUGUAAAAAGACCCUAUCGCAUAUCAAACAAAAAAGACUAUAUGAAACAAAUAUUAAGGAUGGUUAUACGGCAGAAGUUAACUGAAAAAGAAGCCCAAAAGAAAUAUCGCCAAGCUAAAGGGUUUGGAAAACCUAUGUGGACUUUAAGUUUAGAUAAGUUGGACGAUUUUCUUAAAAACAACAAAAAUAAUAUGGACCUAUUACAAAUUGAAGGGUUUCAAAACCUUUUAACUGGUCUUGAUGAAUUUUUUGAAGAAGAACCAAUUUUGUCUCUUAACGAUUUUAAUCGUAUGCAGGUAUUUUCUUCAGCUUUAUUAGAAAGUACUGAUAUAAUUCGUACUAUUGCUAGUUUCCAUGGAAGUCCUAUAUUUUCAAACGUUGUGAUUAGUAGCUAUAAAAAUAAUGAAGAAAUAAAUUGGUAUGGCUUG
This is a messenger RNA of Paraglomus occultum, 603 nucleotides long. The record is from the annotation of a GenBank genome assembly. NCBI's taxonomy places the organism in Eukaryota, Fungi, Glomeromycota, Glomeromycetes, Paraglomerales, Paraglomeraceae.